This is a messenger RNA of Macrobrachium nipponense, 643 nucleotides long. RefSeq names its product turripeptide Ici9.1-like. The record is from RefSeq and is a predicted model, not a curated record. The transcript has 3 exons. NCBI's taxonomy places the organism in Eukaryota, Metazoa, Arthropoda, Malacostraca, Decapoda, Palaemonidae. The coding region runs from base 15 to 260 and encodes 81 amino acids. Gene Ontology annotation, molecular function: protein binding.
GCAAGAUAGUGAAAAUGGGAUUAUUGUCAGACCUGCUUUUCGUCUCUCUGUUUGCCAUAUUCAGCGCAUCAGAGGCUAGUGGUGGCGAAAUUGAUCCAGUUUGCAUCGAUCGAAUCUGCACUCUUGAACUCUUCCCCAUUUGUGGCAGCGAUGGAAACACGUACGACAACUUCUGCCUAUUCAACCUUGAGAAGAGGUGCAGCAAUCCUAAGCUUACUAUUCGAUGCCAUGGCGAAUGCAGCCAGUGUGGAUAUCAGUGAGCGACAGACACCUUCAACAGAUAUGGAAGAAAUAGUUCAAAGAACAAUACUUGAAAUCAAUUGUCCUUUAAGUACUUCAUUGUAAACUUACCUAAGGUUCUUCCACGAGUGCCUGUACCUUUCUUUGAAUUCAUUAUUCUGAAGCAUUGUAUCAUGUUUUGAAAAAUUAAUAAAAACCUAUAUAAAAAACUCAAUUUUUAAUUACAUUUUCCUGUAAGCAUUAAUGAAUUUCAGUAAAGAGAUCAAUUAGCGGAUAACCACGCUAAAGAAUGAUUGUAUUCAGAGUUACAGUUGGAUUCAUUUAACAUAAUUACAUUGAAAUUAGGCACACAUAUUUGAAGUGAGUUAUUCAUGUGAAGAGAAAUUAUUUUGAUAAAGCUUUG